Thyridium curvatum is the source of this 1611-nucleotide messenger RNA. RefSeq lists its product as uncharacterized. The record is from RefSeq and is a predicted model, not a curated record. Gene Ontology annotation, cellular component: membrane. Gene Ontology annotation, molecular function: L-amino acid transmembrane transporter activity. Lineage: Eukaryota; Fungi; Ascomycota; Sordariomycetes; Thyridiales; Thyridiaceae. Gene Ontology annotation, biological process: amino acid transmembrane transport. The transcript is spliced from 3 exons. Bases 1 to 1611 code for a protein of 536 amino acids.
AUGAGUCGCGUGUUGGAGGAUCCGCCAGCCUAUGGCGACAACAAGAAGGGCGAUGAUCAAGUCCCGAUGAAGAGUGAUGUAGACGACGUCGAAGCUGUCGGACGACUCGAGCACGCCCGCGAGGCCAAGCGCCAGAUCGGCAUCCCCACCGCGUCCGGCCUCGUCUUCAACCGCAUCAUCGGCACGGGCAUCUUCGCGACCCCGAGCGCCAUCUUCUCCCUCUCGGGCAGCGUCGGCCUCUCCCUCUUCAUCUGGGUGGCAGGCAUGCUCAUCGCCGCCGCCGGCACGGCCGUCUACCUCGAGUUCGGCACGGGCAUCCCGCGCAACGGCGGCGAGAAGAACUACCUCGAGUUCGUCUACCGCCGCCCGCGCUUCCUCGCCACGGGCCUGUACACGGGCUAUGUCGUCCUGCUCGGCUGGUCCGCGGGCAACUCGGUCAUCUUUGGCGAGUACAUCCUGCACGCGGCGCAGGUCGAGGUCACGCGCUGGAACCAGAGGGGCGUCGGCCUCGCCUGCAUCACCGUCGCCUUCCUCAUCCACGGCACGGCGCUGAAGUGGGGCCUGCGCCUGCAGAACCUGCUGGGCGUCAUCAAGCUCGUCAUCAUCUUCCUCAUGAUCCUGGCCGGCUUCAUCGCGCUGGGUGGCCACCUCAAGAUCCCCGAGAAGCCCAACAACUUCCACAACGCCUUCGAGGGCACCACCGGCAGCGCCUACGGCGUCGUCACGGCGCUGUACAACGUCAUCUGGAGCUACAUCGGCUACAGCAACGCCAACUACGCCCUCAGCGAGACCAAAAACCCCGUGCGCACGCUCAAGAUCGCCGCGCCUGUUGCCGUGGCCAGCAUUGGUGUCAUGUACAUGCUCGUCAACAUCGCUUACUUCGCUGCGGUCCCCAAGGAGGAGAUCCUUGCGUCGAAGCGCCUCGUUGCCGCGUCUCUGUUCCGUAAUGUCUACGGAAGCGCGGCCGAGCGGGCAUUGUCAGUGUUUGUGGCUCUGUCUGCGUUCGGCAACGUCCUGAGUGUCAUCUUCUCUCAGGGUCGAUUAGUCCAAGAGCUCGGCCGAGAGGGUAUCUUACCGUUCUCCCGCUUCUGGGCCAGCAACCGGCCCUUCAACGCGCCUCUCGCUGGCCUCUUUGAGCACUGGCUCAUCAGCGUCAUUACCAUGCUCGCACCGCCUCCUGGCGACGCCUACAACUUUAUUCUCAACCUCAUCUCGUACCCCCUCGCCAUCUUCAACUCCCUCGUCGCAGGCGGCCUCGUCUUCCUCUACUUCCACAGGGACACCUGGAACUGGCACCCGCCCAUCAAGGCCACCCUGCCCGUCGCCGUCUUUUUCAUGCUCAGCAACAUCUACCUCGUUGCCGCGCCCUUUGUCCCGCCCGAGGACGGCCAGAACGUCUACGAGACGCUGCCCUACUGGAUCCACUGCGUCGUCGGCUUCGGCAUCAUCUUUGCCGGCGGCGUCUACUGGCUAUUCUGGGCCGUCAUUCUGCCCAAGAUUGGGAGGUAUACCCUGGAGCGCGAGACGGUCGUCGACGAGAUCGAUGGCUGGGAAAGGAAUAUGUUCUUCAGGAGGCCGUAUGCGGCUACCAGUGAGACGCCGGCCCUGUAG